AUGUUCUUUUUUAUUGAAAAUAAUAAAAAACAUGAAGCUAGCUGGAAACAUAUUUUAGACCUUUAUAAACUAGACAGCAAUAUAGAUGAUGUUAAACUAUUACCAAGGUUGACUGCAGAACAUGUGAUACCGGAAAAAAUAAAAAAAAUGAAAGUUCGGAAUGCUUCUCAAGUAUUAAGCCAAAGAGUGUCUUCAAUCAUGCAUUUUUUAGCUUCUAAAAAUAUUUUAGAUGAAAAUGCUCAGGACACUGCCAUAUUUUGUUUGUUUUUUGACAAGUUAUUUGAUUCGGUUAAUGGUUGUUUUAAUAAAAUUGAAGAUGGGAAAAUUUUUAGAACUUCCUUUAAAACUAAUUCUCCACAUCAUCAGUUAUGGAUAGACUCUUUGAAGAUUCUGGAAACAAUGCCACCAACAUUGAAAAACUGGUCCAAAACAAUAAAAGGUUUCCAAGAAGUAUACAAAGUUCUGAAAAACAGUGGGGUACAUUCAAUUCUUUUAAGAAAUUUUAACCAGGACAGUAUUGAAAAUUUCUUUGGAGCUAUGAAAGCCUUGGGUUACAGGAACAACAACCCAACUUGCAGUAGUUUUGCAUCUUCCUACAAGACCUUGCUUUUAAACAAUUUGAUGUCGGCCCAUUCACCAGGUAGCAACUGUGAAGAGGAUUCAGGUGAAGGUUGUUUGACUUCUUACAAAUCUUUAUUUUCUGUUUAUAAUGAUGUUGACACGUUAGAACCAGAACAUGAUUCUGUUGUUGAACGAAUUUCUGAUGGACCAGAAAAAAUAAGUAUAUGCAAUUCAGAAUUGUUGAAUGAUUUGGGAAACCUUACAAAAAAUUAUAUUGCUGGAUAUGUAGUAAAGAAACUUAAUACUAUACUUUUUAAAGAUUGUAAGACAUGUUUAAGUCAAAUUUGUUCUACAUCAUUAACUAAAGACCAUGAUGUUACUUUAGCAAGGGAUUAUAAUCCAGAUGGGAAAUAUUUGUUGAAAUACCCUAAAAGUACAUUUUGUUUAUUAGUUCAACAAACAAUUGAUCUUAUUAGUAAAAAAUUACCAUCCUUGUGUCAUCACAAGACGUUAAAAACUGAGUUGUAUAAAAUUAUUCAAAAUGAAUUAAAUUGUAAUUUUAUAAAUUGUUCUGCCCAUGGUAAAAUUUUUCCAGAAAAAUUUGUAAAUUUUUUAAUAAAAUUAAUGGUACACAACUGGUGUACACAAAUUAACAGAAUUUUAUCAGGUAAAAUAAAAUUGGGAGAAAAUGAGACUGAUCCCAUUAAGCUAAGUGCUUACUGCCGAUACGUAACUUUUUCCAAAAAAAAGUCCUUUAAAUAA
This is a messenger RNA of Macrosiphum euphorbiae (potato aphid), 1323 nucleotides long. The record is from the annotation of a GenBank genome assembly. Lineage: Eukaryota; Metazoa; Arthropoda; Insecta; Hemiptera; Aphididae.